UUUUUUUUGUCAAACGAAAGUCCAAGAACUAAGUAGACCAGACCCAGCUGCUAUUGCAUCGGUGUCUAUGGGAGAUCCACCCCGUUAAGUAGACCGGAACUUACCAUUUUUUUCAAUAGUAAACGGCCUGAGUGAACAAUCUUCAUUUAUCCGCCAUUCACUUCUUCUUUUGGCUCGAUUUAUUUUUCUCCUGUGAUCAUGGCUGCGCCAGCCAUGUUUGCUCAUUUGAAACCCAAAGGUUAGAGAAUACCUGUUUAUUAUUUACAUCGCCUGUACGGUCUUCAACCAUAUUUGUUCACUCGGAGGAUCAAAGGCAUCAGUGCCUUUGAAAUUCAAGGUUUACAAGAUGGAGGCGAACAACCAUUUCAACUAUGGCACCCACUCCUCUGUGUCUGCUAACUCAGGACUGAAACUCUCCUCAGAGGAUUCUGUCUAUACUAACGGGUCCUCCAUGAGUUUUCCUCAGCAGGAGAAGAAUAUGAACGGCGAAAUGAAUGUGAAUGGCAUCACUACUGUAAUUGGGUCCAGUGUGCCUGGCUCCCACUCUCCAACAGCCCCAUACCCUCAUAUGAGCAACCACCACCAGAGUAGCAUGGGCUUCGACUACCUGUGGGGAGGACAGCCACAGUACAGCCCAGCCAUGAGCUUGUCUCCUGGGCAUGGCAUGCACCAGAAGCAGCCUCCCACUGGGGUGAUGCAGCAACAGAGCCAGCAGCAUUUCCAGGGUCACGGACAGUGCCAACUGAACGGGGGCAUGCCUGGGUCCUGUCAGCCCCCCGUGGUGGCCCCAACAAACAUGACUCUUACAGGGGGCCAGUACUGGAACAGGGGUAUCCCGGGGCAACAGCAGAGCAGCGCAGCCAUGGUAAUGGGAUAUAACUCACACAGCGUGUACGGGGCGUACCAGAGCCAGGUGCACCCUGGGAUUGCGACCUCACAACAUCACCAGCAACAGCCUCCACAGCCACCCCCUCACCAACAGACACAGCAACACCUCCACCCACACCAGCAGCAACAGCAACCUCAGCACUACAGCAUGGUGUCCAACGGGAUGCCCUACUACCAGCCCCAGCACCCACCUCUUCCCGCUCCACAACCCCAGUCUCAGGCUCAGAUGAUGCCCCCUACCUCCCAGAAUUUCACCCCUCCACGGGACAGCCCCCAGCACCACCAGAUGGGACGGGGGGUAACAGGCAGCCCCCUCCCCAUGGGGUUGUCCUCUGUCCCCAUGAUGUCACCCUCGACGAUGGCGGAUAGUGGAUCGCUCCUGAGCCAGACCAGGGAGAGGAGUCCCCAUGGUGGUUCUGUGGGGAUGCCUGCUGUCAUACAUGGUGAGAUGCACAUAUUUACACAGGUGGGCGGAUGAGUGAAGCGUUUAAGGAUGUGGAUAAAGGCUACAACGGGAUGGAGAGAGCAUCUGUCUCCCAGCGACUGCCUAAAAGCGACAGCU
This is a messenger RNA of Coregonus clupeaformis (lake whitefish), 1450 nucleotides long. RefSeq names its product trithorax group protein osa-like. The record is from RefSeq and is a predicted model, not a curated record. NCBI's taxonomy places the organism in Eukaryota, Metazoa, Chordata, Actinopteri, Salmoniformes, Salmonidae. Bases 347 to 1366 code for a protein of 339 amino acids. The transcript is spliced from 4 exons.